Messenger RNA from Physella acuta, 2777 nucleotides. RefSeq names its product sodium- and chloride-dependent GABA transporter 2. The record is from RefSeq and is a predicted model, not a curated record. Gene Ontology annotation, biological process: nitrogen compound transport; sodium ion transmembrane transport; amino acid transport. Lineage: Eukaryota; Metazoa; Mollusca; Gastropoda; Physidae. Gene Ontology annotation, cellular component: plasma membrane.
AUUCGUGAUUUUAAAAUUAUAAACAAAGGCAUUAGUUUUUAUUUCUGGAUCUCUAGACCACGAACAACUAGAUCUAGUUAAUCCUAUUAAAAAGUAACAGCCAAAAUACAUUUUAAGUUGUUUAUCGACGAUCUAAAUGUUUAUAUAGAUCCAUGCUACGUUAUUUUAAACAACAUAAUAGCUUGUUGAACCAUCAAUUUGUACUUGACUUCUAUCUUUAGCUUGUGUGAGUGUUGGAUCAGCAUUUCUCAGACGGCCGUAAGAUGGCAGACCUAGCAGCACCACGAUCAUCCCCAGUCUCCAUCACUGAGAACGACGCAGUUUCGGGCAGCGAGAAUGACGUAGCCGCUGAACAUGACGUGGUGGCAGUCACUGAAAAUGACGUGGUCAAAGUGACCGAGGGUGACGUCGAGUUGUCCGACUCGGUUGACCCGCCUCCGCCCGAUCACGUCAGGCAGUCGGUGCAGGAGGCUGACGUGGAGAAACAUUACGCGAAGCGAGAGACUUGGAGCCGCGGCAUCGACUUCCUGUUUGCCUGCAUCGGGUUCGCUGUCGGCCUGGGCAACGUCUGGAGGUUCCCGUACCUGUGCUACAAGAAUGGCGGGGGGGCGUUUCUCAUUCCGUAUUUUAUUGCUGUAUUUUUUGCCGGGUUCCCCAUGUUCUAUCUGGAGGUGGCGAUUGGCCAGUACAUGACGAAAGGUGGUCUACAGGCCUGGAACUUGGUGCCCCUGUUUCAAGGCGUUGGUUUGGCGUCGCUGCUGAUCAUCACGGAGCUAAACUGCUACUACAACGUGAUUCUGGCCUGGACAUUCUACUACCUCUUCUCCUCCUUCACCUCCGUGCUGCCCUGGUCUCACUGCAACAACGACUGGAACACGGAACACUGCACACACAACUUCUCCAUGUCCGUGCACGACGCCAGGUUUCAUUUGUUGAGAGAUCCGGUGGUGGAAUUCUGGGAAAACAAAGUCCUCGGUUUAAGCGACGGAAUAGACCAGAUGGGCUCUUUAAAAUGGGAUCUGUUUGGUUGUCUGUCGUUGGCGUGGUUCAUCGUCUAUCUGUGCAUACACAAAGGAAUCAGGAGUUCAGGGAAGGUGAUCUACGUGACGUCACUGGCACCGUACGUGUUCCUGUCCAUCUUCCUGAUCCGCAACAUGCUGCUGGACGGUGCCAUGGACGGGAUCUCGUUCUACAUGAAACCCAACAUGAGCAUGCUCACCAGUAGCAAGGUCUGGAUAGACGCUGGCACCCAGAUUUUUUUCUCCACCUCCGUCGGUCUUGGCACCCUGACGUCCCUCGGCAGUUACAACAAGUUCCACCACAACUCAUACAGGGACUCUCUGGUCUACACUCUGGUCAACUCAGGGACUUCCAUCCUUGCUGGGUUCGUCGUGUUCAGUGUCCUGGGUUUCAUGGCCAAACAGCAAGGCAAAGCUAUAGCAGACGUCGUGGGCUCAGGUCCUGGUCUGGCAUUCAUAGCCUACCCUAAAGCUGUCAUCCAGAUGCCAUUUGCCCCGUUCUGGUCGGUCUUAUUUUUUCUGAUGCUCAUCUUCCUCGGGAUAGAUAGCCAGUUUGUUGGUGUAGAAGCCUUCGUGACGACAUUCCUGGACCAGUUCCCCAACACACUCAACAGGAGCAAGUACAGCAGAGAGGUGGGCACAGCACUCGCCUGUAUCUUCAAGUUUUUGGUCAGCAUUUCCAUGUGUUUUCAGGGUGGGAUGUACGUCUUCCAAUUGUUUGACUUCUACGCUGCCAGCCGAAUCGUCGUAGUAGUGUGCCUAACAGAGCUCAUCGCUGUAGCGUAUGUCUAUGGAAUUCAUCGAUUCUAUGACAACAUUAUGAUGAUGAUAGGCUACUCCAGGUUCAGCAAGACGCUCCCCUUCAUGCUCGCGUGUUGGACGGUUAUAACCCCCAUAUUUUGUUUGGCAAUAAUUUACUUCACACUGACCGACUACGCUGAGAUUGAGUACAUGCGAGAAAACAAAGAGAUCUAUAAAUACCCGCAGUGGGCGAUAGCGAUUGGCUGGUGUCUGGCAGGAACCACCGCCAUCUGCAUCCCUAUUGGUGCACUGGUCAACUGGUGUAGAUAUGGUCUCACUUGGGAGGUGUUUAAGCUGAUGAUGGUGCCGUACCACCUGCACGAGCACCAGAUGAGGGAGCAGGACAAGAAGGAGAGGAACCUGCGCGCGUACAGACGUGAACGGAAGGGCGCGAACUCCACACCUGAGGUCUCCUCAAGUUCACCUGAGCCCUCCUUCUACGAAAUGGAAAGUCUUCGAUCCAGUCCCAUCUGACCCAUUGAGGUAAUUCAACUAAAGAGCGUGUUUAGAUACUUCACUACAGCUACCAUAUCAUGUUACCACUUGUAUUGUUACCAUCCCAUGUUACCACUUGUAUUGUUACCAUCCCAUGUUGCCACUUGUAUUGUUACCAUCCCAUGUUGCCACUUGUAUUGUUAUCAUCCCAUGUUACCACCUGUAUUGCCACCAUCCCAUGUUAUCAGCUGUAUUGCUCCCAUCCUAUAUUACCACCUGCAUUUCUACCAUCCCAUGUUACCAACUGUAUUGCUACCAUCAAACGUUACCACCUGUAUAACUACCAUCUCAUGUUACCACCCAUUUUGCUACCAUCCCAUGUUAUCAGCUGUAUUGCUCCCAUCCUAUAUUACCACCAAUACAUAUACCAUUCCACGAAUUACUCUCUUGUACUACCAUCACCCAUCCUACCGCCUAGCUUGUAUGAGAAUGUAAAACUAGUAUUGAACGUACGUAAAAAUA